Zychaea mexicana is the source of this 1473-nucleotide messenger RNA. RefSeq lists its product as uncharacterized. Bases 1 to 1473 code for a protein of 490 amino acids. The record is from RefSeq and is a predicted model, not a curated record. Lineage: Eukaryota; Fungi; Mucoromycota; Mucoromycetes; Mucorales; Lichtheimiaceae. The transcript has 6 exons.
AUGGAGCUGCAGCUGCAUCUGGUUCUGUUUCAGUUUAUGCUGCUAUUAAAGCAGCAACAUUAUGAACACACACAACCAAAAAUCGGAUUCGACCCUUGUUUAUCCUCCCUUGAAGCACAAGAUGGGUCGGAUGCGGGAAAACUAGCUGAAGCAUUUGUCGCACAUCAUAAAACGACAGCAACUGAUGCCAAAGGAGUACUAACGUCCUUAAAAGAUUCUUUUUUUCAAAUCCGGUACAAACGACGUAAUCAUCUCGCAUUACAAGCAUACUGUGAAGAACUUUCAACUUUCAUUAAAACCACAGCAUUUAAGAACGAAUUCAAAUCCGCCUUUGAUUCUGCUCGGCUAAACUGUUUGACAAGACGAAGCGCGUAUCAAAAUGCCCAACGCCUAUCUUUGAUCGAAAGUAAACGAUAUGCUGCUGAACUUGACGCAGAACUAGUUGGUACAUCAUCAUCAUCAUCAUCAUCGCCAGUAGCAACAACACCAAUAUCAGUAUCAAGUUCUGAGCUCACGAGAAAGCGUGAACAUGAUAAUCUUUAUGCUGACGACGCAACAGAGCAUCCCGAUCAUCCUUCAAUUGGAACAGUGAUCAAGAGACGUGCGAUCGAUCUUCAUGACACUUAUCAACAAGGCACAAAAUUAUCAGAAGCAGAUCGUAAACUGAUGAGCUCUGGUUUAUCUUCGAUCCUUGACCUUGUCGAUCAAUCAAAUACUGGUCAAGCUAAAUGGUUUGCUGAGCACGCCCUUGAUACAACAUCUGACUUAUUACUGUCGAAACUUCAAGUAGCAAGUUAUAGAAUGCCAUUGGAAGUCACGAAAAAUUGGAAAUUGGUAUCUGCUCUGGCCAAAAACAACAACGAUCUUACGGCUGCAAGAAGUUUUUUGGCAAAAUGGAAAAGCGGAACAAAGAAUAAUCAUUUAUACAAGAUUAUCAGUGUCAUGGAAGUUUUUAUCGACGUGUUUGACAAGCAGCAUUCUUAUUUCACCAGCACUUUAGUAUCACGUUGGACAGAAUAUGACUAUUUAUUGAAAAUAUGGGGCCCGAUCAUUGAAGCAAUCUUGUCAAUAAAUGGCGUAGUCCGACUCAAAGGUACAUUACCCACCACGAGUAAAGGCGAGCUGUACGACGCUGAUAAAAUUCGCGCAUUCAAGAUCGACUUACGUUUCAUAUACGAUACUGAAAAGGAUGAAUAUGAUGUUGGUGCUGGGGAAGCAUCGAUGGAACCAGCAGCACCGAAACUUUUUCAUGAUCUGGGAAAGCUCUUACGUGAAGGGAAGGACGUUCUUGAUGGCAUUCUGGGUUGUACAUUGGAGGACGCUACGGCAGAGAGGGCGAGCGGUUGGAUCAUUCAGAUUUGUGGUCUUCAAGGCCAAAUCUCGUCACUGCAUUUAAUACGAAAGGGACUUUAUGUUGCGAUACCCUUAUGGUGCAAGCACCUUAUAAUCCGCAAAUUUUUGGGUAAUCUUUGA